UUGUGUGGUGGAAGAGACAUAGUCUGCCAUAGUUAAAAAGAACAUAUCGAUCGUAGUUGGACUGGCUUUAAGAAAUUGUCUCGGGAAAUCGACUACGGCGACAGCGGACUGGAUUAGCAAGUGGAAAGUUGUGGUUGAGCCUCAGCGAUUUUCAGACCGGUUAUAAUCUUUGGUUUUCUUGGGAAGUUCGUGUAGUGGAAGUAAUUCAGAUCCUUUUCAAGAAGUUCUCUUUGAAGUGUCCACUCGUACGACGACGAGUCCGGAGGUGCUAGUUUUGCAAAUUGCGUGUGCAUAACAGUGAAGUGCUAAUCAAAGCUGAUUAACUGUGAUUAUUUAUUUGUAUAGGGAGUAGUUUAGAUCCGUGGUUUUUUUCUUAUAUAUAAUGGAGCAUUAGGAGUGAUAAUAAAACAUUACCCCGCUGACAAAGCGAUUAAUCUCACUUCCAUCCAGCCCAUCGCUACUAUACGCGUACGUUGCUAUUCCUUAAUUCUUGGGAUCGAGGAAUAGAUCGUAAACGCAAGCAGACAUGGAGCAUUUUUCGAAUAACGACAGCGGCGGAGGAUACAACGAGUAUAUGGCGGAUCAGAUGGGUCCGCCUGGAGGAAUGCCUGCUGCUCGUCCGAGAGUUAUACCCGACGCCGAGGGAGAGGUUGACCCAAAUAUGUACCCCCAACCAAAGGAAGCAACGCAUAAAAUCCGUGGAAAAUCGGAUAUCAUUGAAAUGUUUUGCGGGACUGUCGACCAGGAAUUGUUGCCCGUCAAGAGCUUCUACUUCUGCUUUUAUUCGGCCUUCGGAUCGCUUUUUCCAUUGAUGGGCGUCUACUUCAAGCAAAUGGGUAUGAACCCAGGACAAUGUGGUCUCUUAAUUGGUACGAGACCAUUCGUGGAAUUUCUUUCCGCUCCAUUUUGGGGCUCUUACGCUGACAGAUGGAAAAAUGGCAAGAAGCUGUUGCUCGCUUCACUGGCUUCGUGGGUAAUUUUUACUUUACCUUUGGGAUUCAUCCGCCCCGAGGCGACAAUGUGCAUAGAACGACAAAAUUCUACAUAUUUAUUGAAAUAUCCAUCAUUCCCCAAGGUGUUAAAGCGGUCUGUGGAACAUGUCAACCAUUUGGAUCACAUCAAUAUUACGCAUGACCCGGACUAUUUGGCUCACCACUCGCGGCCAGUUCGAUCCGCACGACCCCUUGUAGAACCUGGACAAUCACCAAUUAAUGUUGACUAUGCUAGCAAUUAUAACAAAUCUGCACAUAACGAUUGGGUUAGUCCUCUGUUUUCAUCAAUUGUUUACAGGACGCCGGACAUUCAAAAAGCGUUUUUCCUACUGCUUAUGUUAGUAAUCAUAGGUGAAUUCUUUAGUGCUCCCGCGAUAACGUUAGCUGAUUCCGCUGUGAUAACACUACUAGGUGAAGAUGCUGAUAAAUACGGCCAUCAGCGAAUGUUCGGAUCCUUAGGCUGGGGAUUGGCAAUGUUCUUCGUAGGAAUAGCGCUCGAUCACUCAACUUCUUUCCCUGAUCAUCCAUGUGGACCUGAGAAGCAAGAGAAGAACUAUACAAUAUGUUUUGCAACAUUUUCUGUGUUAAUGACAGCCGCGUUUAUUACCGCUACACAAAUUACAUUCAGAUAUGACGUCGAAGAAGUUGAGGCUGAACCCGAAAAGGUCACCAUAGCCCCUAGCGUUGAAGAUGAAAUGCAAAACCAAUUGGCGGCUCAGUUGAAUUUGCCAUCGCUAGCUGUAGGCCCAGGGCAAACCUCCGCACCGCCACCACAGCCGAUUGGUUCGCAAACAAAAGUUUUCGCUCAAACAACGAGGGAGAUGCCAGAGUGGGUGACAGUUUUGAAACACUUUAAGGAUCUUAAGUGCGCAUCCUUCUUGUUCGUGGCAUGGUUUAUGGGUUUCGGGAUUGGUUUGAUUUUCACAUUCCUGUUUUGGCACCUGCAGGAUUAUGGUGGUUCUCCAACGCUUUUCGGAGUCGCGUCUGUGAUUAAUCAUAUUUCUGAAAUUUUCGCGUACUUCUUCAGCUUUAGGUUGAUUACGCAAAUAGGACAUGUUAAGGUACUAUGUUUAGGUCUUGUAGGAAACGUUUUGCGGUUUCUCUAUAUAUCAUACUUGCGGAAUCCCUGGUGGGUGCUUCCUUUCGAAUUUAUGCAGGGCAUUACUCAUGCUGCCGUUUGGGCUGCAUGUUGCUCGUAUAUCGCUCACAAUACGCCACAACAGCUGAGGUCCUCUGCACAAGGAGUUCUCCAGGGUAUUCAUCAUGGAUUAGGUCGAGGUUGCGGCGCUGUCAUUGGUGGAAUGUUCGUAACUUAUUAUGGAACAACCGCAACAUUUAGAGGAUAUGGAGUUGUCUGCCUCUUGGUGCUGGCCGGGUUUAUAUUCAUCAAUUUUUAUCGAAAGGAGCAUGGAUUUGUUUCAGAUUUGCCAGUCACGGAAGAUCCACAUCAAGUUGCAGAAGAAACUUCUCAUUUGGCCCCGCAUGGCGUUCCAAGCAAUCCAAUACCUCGAGCUCUCUCAAGUACUAGACUCAAUGAUAUGAACCCGAACGGCGAAAGCUACGGCACAUACCAAACCACUGGAGGUAAUCUGGAUAUACCUGGUGCUAAUCGAAAUCCAUUUGCACACUAAAUCCGUCGCACCGAUUAUAAAUAGCUUAUUUUCGUUAAAAUUUUAUUUUAAGGAAAAUCAAUUUUUCACUCUAGGUUCUAAUGCUCUUAACUUUAUUCUCAACCUUUAUAUAUUUUGGAAGUAUACUCAGGCAUUUGUGGAAAAUUAUAUUAUUAUGCUUUCAAGGUUUCGAGAACCUUUUUAUUUAGAAAGGAGCUAAAAAUAGGUACAUUUUACUAGAAGAAUAGGCCUUAACACAUAGACAUAUUUUUAGUAAAUAACAUUAAAAGCACUUAGAUGCUAGUUUACGCUUUUUAAAAUGUAAUGGCUGCCAGGACGGAAGGUUCAAAUGAGGGGCUUACUUUUGUUUUCUUGCAUACAUAUGGGGAGCAAUAUUGAAAACAUAGAAGUAGCAUUAUUUGAUUUGAUUUGCGUUUAGUGAGCCUAAGGCAUUAUUUUAUUUUAUUUAUUUUUCCUUAUUUUUAAAUCAAACUAGAUCGAGUGUUGCUUGGAAAUUGUUAGUAAAAUGAAUUAAAUCAUUAUUGUAUUAUUGCGUGUACAGUAUUGCCAAUAAAAUUAUAAGCCGUUUCAUUAUAAUUGAUUGUGAUUGUUAUACGCCCCCAUGUUGGACAGUUUGACGAGAAGCUUAAAUCGAUUUCAUAUCAUUUUAAUCUAAAGACUUUAAAAUACUUUUUAUUAAGCGAAUUAUGAUUUUUGUCAUAAUCUAGGCGCAUUAUUAAAAGGAAGUAAAAUAGUCGUCAUAGUAUAUCACUGAUACAAUCAUGCACAUGAAUCAUAAAAUCCAAUACAUUGAAACUCUAAUACUUACAUUCUAUUCCAUUUAGUUUGACUAAUUGAUAAAUAUUAAUUGUGAAUCACUGCUUAGGGUUGUAUAUAAAUAAUUACUGGGGAAGUUUCACCUAUGUAAUCGGCGAUUUCAAAUUUUCGAUGUUAUACACCAUAUUUGAAUUAUUUUGUUUGUUAUAUGUAUUGGCGAAAAUUAUAUUCACUAAUUACUACUUGACUAUAUUUUCAUAGUUUGAUAAAUUUAAGGUUUAGUUUAACUAAACUAAACUAAACUAAAGCUAUUCUAUAUAUUCAAUUUCAAAGUUGAUAAAUGUCCGAAUAAAUAAAAUUAGUCCUUAAUACUGGAGAAAAACGAGUAAUUUACAAAAAAAGCAGAAAACGAAAACGACUUCAAAUGAUAUUACAAAAUGAUACACCAAAGACAAGAAAAAAAAACUAUUGAAAAGAAGAAGAAGACUUUUUAAAUAUUACCUUAGAUUAUAUUAUUAUAAAAUAAUGUACCAUUUAACAAGUGUAUUUUACUGCAAAUAUUUCCAAGUUAUUAUACUGAAGUGAAUCCGGUGAAAAAAAGUGAAGUAUUACUAUAAAAUAUAAAUUAGUUACGUAAGGUUACGUUUAACGGAAAAUUAAGUAACAAAAAUACAGUAAUAAUUACAAAAGGGUAUAAUCGCGAAAAGGAAAAAGUAAAACGCUACAUUCAUAAGGAACAUUGAAGAAUAAGGGUACAUAUUGCGGAGGCAACUGCAAAAGAAAGAUAAAAAAUAAAUGACUUGAAAUAUGCUGAUAUUAUUAUAUAUUUACGAUAUUUUAUUGUUGUGUAUAGGUGUAUUGUACAGCACUGUAAAAAUUAUUUAAAUAAAGAAAUGCACUCUAUAAUAUGUUAAA
Hermetia illucens (black soldier fly) is the source of this 4294-nucleotide messenger RNA. It is a transcript of the gene jef, whose product is annotated as major facilitator superfamily domain-containing protein 6. Gene Ontology annotation, cellular component: membrane. Bases 527 to 2623 code for a protein of 698 amino acids. The record is from RefSeq and is a predicted model, not a curated record. Lineage: Eukaryota; Metazoa; Arthropoda; Insecta; Diptera; Stratiomyidae. The transcript is spliced from 8 exons.